Molecule: messenger RNA, 1252 nt
Organism: Xyrauchen texanus (razorback sucker)
Lineage: Eukaryota; Metazoa; Chordata; Actinopteri; Cypriniformes; Catostomidae
Gene: psmg1
Product: proteasome (prosome, macropain) assembly chaperone 1
Exons: 7
Coding region: 115-960 (281 amino acids)
Biological process (GO): proteasome core complex assembly
Cellular component (GO): endoplasmic reticulum
Molecular function (GO): proteasome binding
Source: RefSeq, a predicted model, not a curated record
CGUCAAAUUGCGGCCGCUACUUCUGGUGUUUGUUUGUCCCGCAGAUAAUCGAUCAUUACACAGCAGAUUUUAUUUCUGUUCAUUAAAGGUUAUUAAAGUCAUUAAGCGUGUUAAAUGGCCACGUUUUUCGGUGAAGUUUUAUCGGUGUACUCGCGCGCUGUUGAAGAAGAUGAAUAUGAUGACAUGACAAAAGAAAACGAGGAAGACGAAGAAAUCCGACGAGAAAUAGACGAGAAGAGGUCAGUUCAUGUGCAGUGGAUGAACUCACAGACACACAGUGAAUGUCUGCAGUGUUCUGAUCUGAUCAUCAGUGUCGGUCCAAACGCCUGUGGCUUUAUCUCGGCGUAUGUGUUGAGUUCUGGCGGCUGGUCAGCGGUCGGGUGGGUUUCUCUGUGGAACGAGCGGAGUCACGGGUCCAGUCGGCCACUCACACCUCCAGUGUCCGGAGAACCGGCCUGUGUUCUGUACCAACAGAACCAGAACCCCUCUGUGGUGAUAUGUCAGUGCACCUGUUAUAUUGCUGAAGAUCAGCUCUUCCAGUGGACUGAGAAGGUGUUGGGUUGCGUUCAGAAGAGAGAUCUGCAUGUGAGCGUGCUCUCUGACUGCGCUGUCACCGAAUAUAAAACAUUAGACUACCUGAGUGGGAGCAGCACACCCUUCCUGCGCGCUCUGAAGACCGGCACUCACACGGGUCGCGUGGCCUGUCCUCUGCUCGAGCAGCCCAACAUCAUCACUGGAUUACCUGCAGCAGUUCUCAGUCACUGUCAGGUUCAAAGGAUCCCAGCUGUUCUGUAUCAGUGUUACAGUGAUGUCACACACCCAGACUCCGUCACCAUGGAAACAUAUAAACCUGCACUUGCAUGUCUGAGCGCUGCAGUGAAGUGUGACGAGUGUCCCAGCGCAGAGAUUCUGCAGAAGUUCACACGCGUCACUGAAGUCCAGAGUAAUCUUUACACAUAGAUGACGUGCAGAACAUGUGGAACUCUUUCAAUUGCAUUAUAACAUUCAUUAAAGCUGUUAUUUUAUGUUGUGUUGAUUGAGUAAAUUCACUGUCAGUGGAGAGUUUGAACACUAGAUGGAGCUAAAAACCAAUGAACAGUUUUAAUGAGAAACAGGAACUCCAAACCAACAAUCUCAUAAAAUAGGACUGCCGUAUGAUGGGUAAAACAUACACGCUUAUAGCUUUACUAGUUUAUAAGAUGGGAACAGUGUUGUGUGUGUGUAUAGUAAGGAGCAGGAAUUAAUGGGGUUA